AUGCUUCUUGAAUUUGAAAAUAUAGCAGAAAAGGAAAAGUUUUUGAACGAAGGACGGGAGAUCUGGCAACCUUGGUUCAAAACGAUAUCAGCCUGGGAAGAGGUGGUCAUUCCAGAAGAAUGCAACACAAGCUCUCCUAAUCUGGCAUUCGGAAGGGUCGGGAUACUUACAUCACACCCCGGAAUCAUUAGUUCCUCCAUCAAAAUCUUGGUGGAUGGGAAGCCAUUCCAAAUAAAUAUCUUGGAAGACAUUUUCGAAUCCCGCAAACUCAGUCCGGUGCUUGCUGCCAAUGAUUUCUACCAGAAAAUGUCAUGGUGGGAUGAAGAUAGUAUUGGAGAAAAUGGCAGCUUCAACAGUGAUGCCCCUGCUCUCCACGAGGUUGGCUUAAUGUCACCGGAAGCAUCUCCGGCGAAAGACCAGCAGUCACAUGAUAGGGAAUAUGAAAAGUCGCAAGCAAAUAUUCCAGGCUCGGGAACCAAUGCGUCUCCUCGUCUCCAUAACACCUUGGAACUCCCGCGUGAAGAAUUUACGUCAUCUGAUGCAGGUAGCGACACGGCGGGUGUGCUCUCCCCUUUGGGCCAAAAUAGAAUGCGGGCUUCCCCCUCUCCUGUAAUCAAAAUACAUCGGCCCACUCGCUCCUUGGACCUAAACAGGGCCCCAUCUCGGUCUUUCCCAUCCGUAUCCAAUGACCAGUUUAGGUUCCAUUCCCUUAGGCCUCUCUCUCCGUCGAGGUCUCGCCCUCAUACUCCCUCAUCUCCGUCUAGAAUUCCCCCUUCCUUCUCCCACCCCAUCGGCGACGCCCAUCAAUUACAAGGAACCUCGACCAGGUCUCUUCAGGUGCCCCACCAAUCAACCUCGCAGGCCAUAACCGCUGAGUCAAAUGCCACUUCCUGGGAGGUCGCCAAAACAAUCACAGUGGGUGAAUCUGUUGGUUUCCAGGAAACGAAGUCCUCAGAGGUGAAGAACAAACUAGACAGUCAAAUUUGGGGCUCUCCAAACUUCCAGUGCGAGGUUAUUGACCCGGUGGGGUUAUCUGGUGGAAUAGCUUCCAUAUGGGACCCCUCCUUUUUCCAGGUUUCUGAAUCAAUAAAAGGUGUCGGCUUUCUUGCCAUAAAAGGAAUUUGGCUUAGGCUAAGAAAAAAUUGUUGUCUUGUAAACGUGUACGCCCCUCAAGAUCCUUUGAGGAAGAGAACCUUGUGGAACAAUUUAUUUGAUCUCAUCAAUUCAGACCUAGACUCCUGUUGGACUCAUCCUGACAGUACAUGGGCUUUGGUGAUAAAAGCCAUCCAUGGACCUGAUGGUGGUCUUUCCCGCCCUUUGGCUGCAAAAAGGAGAAGUGGCUGCUGGGGGUCAAUAGCCUGCCUCCCUCUAUCUUUAGAAAAAGAUCAGGUUCCUUUCUUGAAUCACCUCCGGCAAGUACAAAAUGUUGACGGCUCAAGAAAAUGGACAUGGUCUCUUGAAUCCUCGGGGGUAUAUACGGUUUCUUCUAUGCGCUCUCUCAUCGACAAUAUGGUCCUCCCCCACAGUGGCAAAAUAUGGAAGUGGAAUCCUUUAGUCCCGGGUAAGGGUGAACAUCCUAGCUUGGCGAGUCUAUCAUGGGAAACUUCCAUGUAUGCUGAACCUUUUCAAUCUUGGCAUUAG
Lactuca saligna is the source of this 1641-nucleotide messenger RNA. Lineage: Eukaryota; Viridiplantae; Streptophyta; Magnoliopsida; Asterales; Asteraceae. The record is from the annotation of a GenBank genome assembly.